Zeugodacus cucurbitae (melon fly) is the source of this 1030-nucleotide messenger RNA. RefSeq names its product high choriolytic enzyme 2-like. Gene Ontology annotation, biological process: proteolysis. Gene Ontology annotation, molecular function: metalloendopeptidase activity. Lineage: Eukaryota; Metazoa; Arthropoda; Insecta; Diptera; Tephritidae. The record is from RefSeq and is a predicted model, not a curated record. The coding region runs from base 115 to 822 and encodes 235 amino acids. The transcript has 2 exons.
GCAAUAUAAAUGUUGACGUUCACAUAGGUACUAGUUCAUGUCCAGAGGGCUUUAUUAGUUGUAUUGGAGUGCGGAAAAUAAUUAUUCGAAAAUUUGAAAUUUUGCUCAGCAGAAAUGAGAACCUUUCUGAGUUUGGCGCUGCUUUCGGUUAUUGGUGCAAGUCGAACUCUACCUCCACUAGAUCCACCAAUGGAAGAUCCUGAACUGAAUCCCGACUUAACAGUGUCACAACGCAGUGGUAUGAGAGAUUCAAAUCGACCUUGGCUUCUCUACUAUGAAUUUAUAAGUGAAUUUGGGAAUGAUCGAAAAGCUUUUAUAAAAGGUGCAAUGAAGAUCGUGGAAGACGUUUCAUGCCUACGUUUUGUAGAGGUAUGCGGUCGCCAGCGAUCUUUACUCGAUAUAACGAAAAACAGAUGUGAAUUAACAGCAGUAACUACGGGUACCAGGACAACAUUAAUAGUACCGGAUAAUUUUGGUUGUCAUAAUACCAGAUCUCUAAUGAGAACUUUAUUUACUGCACUCGACUUUGUUCAUAAGUCCCUAAGUUUUCGCCCUUUUAUUACUAAAUAUGUCAUUGGAAAUAUUUUGCCGGGUUUUGCAUAUCCUUUUACAAAUUACAGUAAGGAUAUAGUUGAAGAUUUUGGUGUAGAAUACGAUAACGGUAGUAUUAUGCAUUCUCCGGCUACUUAUAACGCGGACAGCGGUGAAGAGACUAUAGUGUCGUUGAAAAAAAUACCGAUCGUUUUAAUGGACCAGGUUGGAACUUUAAGCAAGUCCAAUAUAAUCAGUAUGAAUAAAAAGUAUAAUUGCAGUAUGGAUUAGAAAGCUAAGGUCGGCGGGGAAAUGUAUAUAACGAUAUAUAUACAUAUGUACUAAUAUAUCUAGUGUAACCCUUUAUAAAUCAUAUUAUUUUUUCCGAUGUUACUAAAUUCAAUUUCGCAAUUAGUAACCAUGGGAACUAUGAAUAUAUGUACUAUUUUUAUCAAUAUUUAUAAUAAAGUUUAAACUCAUAAUUUCAACAUUUGCAAAA